Messenger RNA from Gracilinanus agilis (Agile Gracile Mouse Opossum), 2874 nucleotides. RefSeq names its product acylaminoacyl-peptide hydrolase (gene APEH). Gene Ontology annotation, biological process: proteolysis. Lineage: Eukaryota; Metazoa; Chordata; Mammalia; Didelphimorphia; Didelphidae. Gene Ontology annotation, molecular function: serine-type endopeptidase activity. The record is from RefSeq and is a predicted model, not a curated record. The coding region runs from base 60 to 2252 and encodes 730 amino acids. The transcript has 22 exons.
UGUCCAGGUCCUUCCGGUCUGAAGUACGUCCCCACCCCCGGACUCCUGGAACCGCUUCCAUGGAGCGACAGGUGCUGAAAAGAGAGCUGGACGAGGCCACGGCGCAGUACCGAGCGCUGAGCCGCCACCCCGUGCUGGUCACUGCCUGCCUGGGCCCUGAGGUCACCACCCAGUACGGCGGCAAGUACCGCACGGUGCACACAGAAUGGAAUCAACGAGACCUGGACCGGAUGGAAAGCAUCCGGUUCUGCCGCCAGUAUCUUGUGUUCCACGAUGGUGGCUCUGUGGUGUUUUCUGGACCUGCGGGCAACAGCAUUGAAACCAAGGGGGAGCUGCUGAGCAGAGAUUCCCCCUCAGGGGCAUUGAAGGCUGUGCUUCGAAAGACUGGGAGUUCCAAGAUUGGGGAAGAAAAACAGUUCCUAGAGGUUUGGGAAAAGAAUCGGAAGCUAAAGAGUAUCAACCUAACAGCACUGGAGAAGCAUGGAAUCGUGUAUGAGGAUGAUUGUUUUGGGUGCCUGGCCUGGUCACACUCAGAGACCCACCUUCUCUACGUGGCUGAGAAGAAACGCCCAAAGACAGAAUCUUUCUUCCAGACCAAAGCCUUAGAGGUGGAUGAUGAAGAGACAGCCAAGCCAAAGAAACAGGACCAAGCAAUCAAGGGGGAUCAGUAUAUAUUUCAUGAAGACUGGGGAGAAAAUUUGGUUUCCAAAAGCAUCCCUGCCCUCUGUGUUCUGGAUAUUGAAAGUGGGAACAUCUCAGUGCUAGAGGGAGUCCCAGAGAAUGUCUCCCCUGGACAGGCAUUCUGGUCUCCUGGUGACACUGGUGUGGUGUUUGUGGGCUGGUGGCAUGAGCCUUUCCGACUAGGAAUGCGUUUUUGUACCAACCGCAGGUCAGCUCUGUUCUACGUAGACCUCACUGGUGGCAAAUGUGAGCUCCUCUCAGAUGACUCCAUGGCCGUGUGCUCCCCACGACUGAGUCCAGAUCAAUGUCGUAUUGUCUAUUUGCGGUAUACAAACCUCAGCCCCCAUCAACAGUGCAGCCAGUUGUGCCUGUAUGACUGGUACACGAAGGUCACCUCGGUCGUGGUGGACGUCGUGCCCCGACAGUUGAAAGGUAACUUUUCCGGGAUCUUUUGUAACCUGUUGCCUUUGGGAUGUUGGUCAGCAGACAGUGAAAGAGUUGUCUUUGACUCUGGCCAGCGGAGCCGACAGGACCUGUUUGCAGUAAAUACCCAAACAGGCAGUGUGAUCUCCCUGACAGCAGGGUUGCCUUUGGGAAGCUGGAAGCUGCUCACAAUUGACCAAAACCUCAUGGUAGUUCAGUUUUCCACUCCCAAUCAACCACCAAGCUUGAAAGUGGGAUUCCUGCCUCCUUCAGGGAAGGAACAAGAGAUCCACUGGGUAACCCUGGAAGAGGCAGAGGUCAUCCCAGAAAUCAGCUGGGCCAUUCGUGUCCUGAAACCUCCUCCUGAGCAAGAGAACCCAAAGUACCCUGGCCUUGACUUUGAAGUGAUUCUCCUUCAGCCCUGUAGCUCAGCAGAGAAGUCAAAGUUCCCACUUGUGGUCAUGCCUCAUGGGGGACCCCAUUCAUCUUUUGUAGCAAGCUGGAUGCUCUUCCCUGCUGUUCUCUGUAAGAUGGGCUUUGCUGUCAUGCUGGUGAACUAUCGAGGGUCCACAGGCUUCGGGCAGGACAGCAUCUAUUCCCUUCCUGGGAAUGUGGGAGACCAAGAUGUGAAGGAUGUUCAGUUUGCAGUGGAACAGAUACUGCAGGAGGAAGUGUUUGACGGGGGGCGAGUGGCACUCAUGGGUGGGUCCCACGGGGGCUUCCUGUCCUGCCACCUCAUUGCUCAGUACCCAAAUACCUACAGUGCCUGCGUGGUUAGGAAUCCUGUCAUCAACAUGGCGUCCAUGUUCUGCUCUACUGACAUUCCUGACUGGUGCAUGGUCGAAGCGGGCUUCCUCUAUUCUUCUGACUGCCUCCCUGACCCCACCGCCUGGGCAGAGAUGCUGAACAAGUCGCCAAUCAAGUACGCGCCGUGGGUCAAGACGCCUCUCCUCCUCAUGCUGGGCCAAGAAGACAAGCGGGUCCCUUACAAACAGGGCAUGGAGUACUACCGGGCUCUUAUGGCCAGGAAGGUCCCUGUGCGGUUCCUGCUGUAUCCCAAGAGCAACCACUCUCUGUCGGAGGUGGAGGUGGAGUCCGACAGCUUCAUGAACUCCGUGCUCUGGCUGCACUCUCACCUGGGGUGCUGAGCCGCAGGGCAGGGCCGGCCAUGUGCCCCCUUGUCCCUCACUGCCCCGAGCCCGACGGCCUCGCCAGGCUGGCGCAGUGCUGACAUUUCUGUUUGCCAAGCUGUCUUAACAAGGAUUCAUCACAAACUAAAGAGGAGGAUCCUUCGGGGCUGGCACUCCUUCCCAGGCCACGGGGAGAGAAGAGAAGUUCCCUCUUCCCUGUCUGGCCUGUCUAAAGGAGAGCCGAGGAAGAGGAGCCGUCUGUACCCUGGAGACCAGUGAGGGUGGGAAGGGGACAGUUGUGGGCAUCUUCAUGUCCCAAUUGGUAACCUGAAAAGUUGGUCUUUGGGGUUGAAUUUGGGCAUUUUCUGCAAGCCCCUUUCCUGUAAGGCUGGGCUCAUAGUCUUGGACUUAGGUCAGGUUAAGGGGUGAUUUUUAAGGAAAGAAAAGAGCAUUUGGCCCGUUCCCACCACUGCUUAAUGAAGGGGUUGAACUAAAUCUCCAAGAGGCCUUCCAGCCCUGAUUCCUGUGUCCCAGGACCGACUUGAGCUGGCCCUUAAGACUAGGUACUAGGCCCGUUGUGGACCACAGAUCCUGACAGUGCCCAGCAGAGACAAAUGCCAAUAAACAUCACUGCUGAGAA